This is a messenger RNA of Salvia hispanica, 1587 nucleotides long. The record is from RefSeq and is a predicted model, not a curated record. NCBI's taxonomy places the organism in Eukaryota, Viridiplantae, Streptophyta, Magnoliopsida, Lamiales, Lamiaceae.
GCAUCACAGUGGACUGUGGUGGAAAAUCAACUAGUUGUCUAGCUCAUUGGCGGGCGCAGUGUGGGAUCAGAGGCAUCCCAUUCCAUCAUAGCCUCACCUCCACAACACCACACUUCUGUUCUUCACUCUAACUGCAGAAAAAAAAUAAAGAAAAAAGAGGAACGAAUUUUCGAGCCAUGAAAUUGGCUUCCACAAUGCACACCAGUUCAAUCCAAAUCCAUUUUAAUUUGGAUUUCAAUCUGCUUAAAUCAUCCCCAGUCAAUUGCCCUAAGAACGUCGCCAGUAGGUUUAUUCUUCGACGCUCUCGCCCCCAUUUCUCAGGUGGAUGUUGUUGUGGUGGAAAGUACCAUUUAACAUCAGCGAUCUCAGAAGGUGUUCUGAGCAGCAAGGCCCCAAGAAGACUUAAUGCGAAAAAAUAUUCGACAAUUACUUGUGCAAGGAAGACCGAGCAUGAGGAGAAAGCUUCUAUUUCGCGAGAUGAUACAGCUCAUGAUGUAUCUAGAUAUCAGUCAUCCAAUGGCAUGGGUGACCGUGAGGAUUCAUGUGAUGAUGUCUCCCGUGCUGAUGCUGAAGAAACGAUUUUGAGGACUGAUUAUGCUUCAUCUCUAAGAACUGUGGGCUUGUGUGUGUUCUCGGCUGUGGUAUUUGGUGUUGGUGUUGGUUUGAAAGAUGGAGUUGGAAAGGCAUCUGAGUUUUUUGCUGGGUAUCUACUGGAGCAGAGUUUAUCUGUGGAUAAUCUGUUUGUAUUUGUCCUAAUAUUCAAGUAUUUCAGAGUGCCGAUCAAUUAUCAGAACCGCGUGCUUUCUUAUGGUAUUGCUGGUGCUGUAAUCUUCCGAUUGUCAUUGAUACUUCUUGGGACAGCAACACUUCAGAGAUUUGAAGCUGUAAAUCUAUUUCUGGCAGCAAUACUCCUCUAUUCCUCAUUCAAGCUAUUUGGUGAGGAUGAUGAAGAUAGCGAUCUUUCAGAUAAUAUCAUUGUGAAGACAUGCAAGAAGUUCAUCCCUGUAACUUCUGACUAUGAUGGAAAUCGAUUUUUUACUAUCCAGGAUGGCAUCUGGAAAGCUACACCUUUGCUUCUGACAGUAGCAGUUAUUGAACUCAGCGACAUUGCAUUUGCUGUGGACUCUAUACCAGCAGUUUUUGGUGUCACCCGCGAUCCCUUCAUAGUUUUUUCAUCUAACUUCUUUGCCAUAUUAGGCUUAAGGUCCUAUUAUACACUCAUCUCAGAAGGCAUGGCAGAUUUGGAGUAUUUGCAGCCUGCUAUUGGGGUGGUUUUAGGAUUCAUCGGGUGCAAAAUGAUACUAGAAUUCUUUGGUUUGCAUAUAUCUACUGAGGUUUCCCUGGGACUGGUUGCCACAUCUCUCACGAGUGGCGUCUUGCUGAGUUUACUGAAGAAGUCAGACUCGGAAACGACAGAGUGAGAAGCCGAUGAUGAACUCACUACCCGCCAUUGACUCUUUCAUUACGUGAUUAUAAUAACUUCUUCUGUCGACCAACUAAAUAUGUAUUCUUAUUUGAAUAAUGAUAUCACGAAAUAAAGCUCCAGGCCAGAAUUUAAUGCAAUUGCUUUAUAACGCUUUAUACUUA